Messenger RNA from Rangifer tarandus platyrhynchus (Svalbard reindeer), 1422 nucleotides. The record is from the annotation of a GenBank genome assembly. Lineage: Eukaryota; Metazoa; Chordata; Mammalia; Artiodactyla; Cervidae.
AUGCACACUGGGAUUCCCCUGGCCCCCGCUGAGCCUGGGGGCCCUACACCUCAUCUUACUGCACUUGAGUGUCCUCCCUUGGCUGGACAAGCCUCAUCCCACGGACAGCCAUUCCACAACAUCUGGGCAGUUGCAUGUUCUCCAUCCAGGGUCCUCACCUUGGAUGCCCCGCUGAGUAGGAUACUGCCACUUACCAGCACCAACAGGCUCUUGGGUGCCCGGCAACUUGGGGAAGCAAAGUCCAAGGUCUCUGGCCUAGUCUCCCCCCAGGACAAGGGGCCGCCUUCACAUCCAGCUGGGAGUGUCCCUGCGGACCCCUGCCCACCACCCAGCAAGCUGCCUGCAGUUGGGGCCCCUCUCAGCCAAGGGCCACCCAGGAGGAGCAGACAGAAGCACAGAAACCCUCAUCUUCUCGUGGACCAUGAAGCUGGGGUCCGCGCUGAGCACUCCCUGGUCAGCAGAGAGCAACAGUCCCCUCACAGUAAGAGCCCCCCGAAACACCAUCUGCCUGCACGGCCUCCUUCCAACCUCUCUGCACCUGACUGUGCCUUUGGUGGGGGGCUGCCCCUGGCCUGCCCUCAGAAUGCCACGUGUGCUCGCCCACCUGCAUUCUCCAGCCCCUUUGUUCCCAAGAUGGGCUCCCCACUCAGCCAGGGGAAACCUCCCGUCCGCAAAGAGGCCCGCCUGCAUCUCCUCAGCCCUGCAGACCCUCCCUCCAGGACUUCCAGCACUGACCCUUCACCCCGUCCAGGGCAGUGGCCAGUCCCCAAGCCCCCUCAUUCAGGACACCACCCACAUGCACGCCGGAAACCCAGCCUGGAGCUUUCCCUUAAUGUCCCUCAAGUCCUUGUCUGCCUGUGGCCCUCGGCGCCUCUGUUGGUCCCAAUGGAGCUGGCUGGAAGGGGCUGCUACCUGGUGGAAGAGCAAUACCUCAUCCCUGUCAUUGUGCGCCCCACCUCUGAGCGCUCCUCCCAGAAGCAGCGCCCAGAGCCUGCAGAGAGUGAGAAGAGAGGCCUCGGAAUCCUCCUGAAGCCGCCAGGCAGCCUUGGCCCCCACCAGCUCCCUGUCGCCCCGGGGACACCCCAGCCCCCAGAAAGGGAAGGGCCGGCUCCGGCAGCCCCUCAUCACCAGCAGCAGUUCAAUCACUUGGUGAGGCCGGCGGGAGACUGGGAAAUGGGGAUGGAAGAGCCACCUGGAUCCGAAGAAGCGCGGCAUCCUCACCCAGGCGGGAGCACCCCGAGACCACUGGCCCAGGCGGGCCUCGGCCUUCCCCCGCCGAGGCCGGGCAGGUGGCUGUCUGUGCAGGCGUUGCUGGUGGCUCUGUCGCUGGGAGGCAGGCUUGGAAACGCCAGCGCCUCGUGGCCUGCGCUUGGAGCGUGCAGGGUGUGGUUCCCCUGGUGGGUCUCAGUGCUGAGGUGCUGA